CAUCCCAUCAGCCUCAUCAUGGCCGCCGCAACGACUCUCCCCGCCUUACUGGCAUCUCUCACACAGUCCCUCUCCCUCGCUCAAGAAGGAACAUCCAAGCUCUCGACAGUCGAGCACCCCAAGGACGGCAUUUCGCUCCUCGACGUCAAGAACGAGCUGCUGCUCUCGUACCUCCAGAACCUCGUCUUCCUCAUCCUCGUCAAGCUGCGCAACGCCAAGUCACGAGGGAAAGAGGCAUCGGAAAAGGAAACAGACCUGGACGAUGCCGUGCGCGCUCAGCUCGUGCAACUGCGCUUGUACCUCGAAAAGGGCGCCCGGCCGCUGGAGGAGAAGCUGCGGUUCUCCAUUGACCGAUUCCUCCGGGUGGCGGAAGAUGCGCAGCGGCGCGAGAAGAUGAAGGAGGCCAAGGCCAGCGGCAAGACCGGCUCCAGCACGGACGAGUCGGGAUCAGGCUCCGAUGACGAAGACGACGAGGAAGACGAUUCCGAGGCCGAAGACGGCUCCUCCAGGCCCCGGCCCCGACCAGGCAACCUCUCCGCGGCCCCCAACAUGGGCUCCCUCAUGGACGACGUCGCCCUCCGCCCCGCCAAGCGCGACCAAGACGACGACGCGCCCGCCGGAGUAUACAGGCCGCCCCGCCGCGAGCGCCAAGUCAUGGAGACGACGCAGACGCGCGAAAAGGCCGCCCGCCGGCCCAUGCGAUCACACACGAUGGAGGAAUUCGUCGCCUCGGAGCUGUCCGCGGCGCCCAUCGCCGAGCCCAGCAUCGGCACGACCAUUGUCCAGGGCGGCCGCCGGAUGAAGACGACGCAGGAGCGCAAGGAGGAGCAGGAGCGCAGAGAGUACGAGGAGACCAACUUCACGCGCCUGCCCAAGGAGAGCAAGAAGGAGCGCGCCAAGAAGGCCAAGCAGGCGGGCCGCAGCGGGCGGAUGCAGUUUGGCGGCGAGGAGUGGCACAACCUCGGCGAGGGCGUGGACCGCAUCGACCGGUUGACGAAGCGCAAGGAGGGCGGGGCGGGAUCGGGCGUCAGGGCGAUGCUGGAGAAGAGCCGGAAGAGAGGGGCCGAGACGGAGGACGGGCCGAGGGGGAGCGGGCAUCAGAUGGGAGAGAGGUUUCACAAGAAGGCGAGGCUGUUGGAGAUUGGACGGGGAGGCAAGGGCAGGGGGAAGAAGUGAGGGUGUU
Molecule: messenger RNA, 1183 nt
Organism: Trichoderma citrinoviride
Lineage: Eukaryota; Fungi; Ascomycota; Sordariomycetes; Hypocreales; Hypocreaceae
Exons: 1
Coding region: 19-1176 (385 amino acids)
Biological process (GO): maturation of SSU-rRNA from tricistronic rRNA transcript (SSU-rRNA, 5.8S rRNA, LSU-rRNA)
Cellular component (GO): small-subunit processome; nucleolus
Source: RefSeq, a predicted model, not a curated record